This is a messenger RNA of Panicum hallii, 1426 nucleotides long. RefSeq names its product 60 kDa jasmonate-induced protein-like. Gene Ontology annotation, molecular function: rRNA N-glycosylase activity. The transcript has 2 exons. Gene Ontology annotation, biological process: negative regulation of translation. Lineage: Eukaryota; Viridiplantae; Streptophyta; Magnoliopsida; Poales; Poaceae. Bases 325 to 1230 code for a protein of 301 amino acids. The record is from RefSeq and is a predicted model, not a curated record.
AAACUACCCCUAGCACACCUCAUCGCUGGAACACAUCAACGAUGACUAUUACACUGGCUGCCACAGUAGCUUGUGGGGCCCACAACUCGGAUGGACGGCCAAGAUAAGCCUGGUGACCACAGGGCAUGUGGUAUGAUAUUUUCGUGUCCGUCUCGGCACAGAAUGUAUGAUUAGGCAGGGUGCUAUAUAUCCCAUUCCCAACAGAUUUUAUGUUUUGCAAAUAAUAUAAUGAAACAAGUGCUCACGUUCACCAACUAGACGCCCCUUCUAUAUAUACACACACAUCAGACGCUAUGGAGGUUCAUCUUAACUUGCUUGCUAGCUAUGGCGUCUCAGAAGUUUGCUGCGUCUCAGACAGUGACAUUCAAUGUCAAGUCGGACUCGUACACGACGUUCAUAUCGAAUCUCCGGGGCGCACUAGCGGGCAGCAAUCCCGACAACGUGCGAGACCGCCCCGUGUUGGCCAAGCAGACCGGCGAGACCAAGCAGCCGCCGAAAUGGAUCCACGUCGUGCUCAAUGGCGACGACGGCGCGGCACCCAAGGUGGCCAUCCGGAGCGACAACGUCUACAUCGCUGGCUUCGCCAACCGGCCCAAGGGAAGCACUGAAGACGUAUGGUUCCAGCUCAGCCCGAAGGACUGCAAGCAGCCUCUCUUCAAGGGCGCGAAGAUGCUCGGCUUCGAUGGCCAUUACAAGACGCUGGUCGGCGACCCGGGCGUCACAAAUCUGCCGAAGUUGGAGCUCGGCAUGGAGAGGACGUUGGAAGCCACCAACGUCCUCUGGAACUACAAGCAGGACAAGCUGGAGUACACUGCCGCUGACGCACUCGGCGAUCCUACGCAGAACCUGAAGAGGAAGCUUGCGCUCCUCGCCGUGACCUUGUGCGAGGCCGCGAGGCUGGAGCCCGUGCGAAGCGUGAUCAACGGCGGCUGGCAGCGGCAAUCCAUCUCCAUCACCGACAGGGAGGUCGGCUACAUCAGAGACUGGGGCGACCUCUCCACGGCGCUGCUGGCAUGGAAGGCUGACAAAUUCAAGAACGACACCACGCAUUUCUCCAAGUUUGCAGGCAUCGGGAUUCUCGACGGGAACGGAGCCCUGGCGGUGGUGCAGCUCCUGCUCAACAAGCCACCAAAGAAGGCUGAUGAAGAACUCCCAGCAGAUGCUGCAGGCGAAGAAAUUUCACAAUCACUAGAAGCCGAGUCGGAGAACAGAAUUAAUAACCCUCUUUAAUUCGCCAGUUAUACACCACUUAUCCGAGAAUAAAAUUAAAACAAAGCAGUUAGCAGAAUAUUCCUUUCAUGCAUAAUGCAUGUGAGAAGUCGUCUAAUAAAUUCACAGCAUUGAUAUGGGAAUAUGGUGCCACGAAUGCAAGGAGUUCAAGUGGAGUUUGUAAGUCGUUGAUCACGGAAUAAAGUCAAGUGGUUGA